GGUCCACCUUAAGAUCACAUCUCCCCAGCUGCGCUGCACAUGCCACUGCCAUUGCUCACAGAGAAAGCCUGGGGCUCUAGAUAAUGGGACUUGGCCCCAAGUACUUCUGGAGCAUGCCUUUUCUUGUCAUUCUGGGAAAGCCAAGGCCGAACUGCGCAGCCUAACCCUGAACAGACCCAGCAUUCCCCUGGAUGCCGACUAGAUAAGGAGUUAUUGCCUUCUUUAAACUGAAAACCAUUGUGUGCUGCACACAUCUGGCCCUUUCACAGAGACUUCACCGCUACAAAGGAGCUAGACGUCUGUCUACCUUGGAGGAAGCUGUCGGUUGUUGAUAUUCAACAGAAGUCACAGUUGUGGCAGGAGCAGAACCUCAGACACAGCCGGAAGAGAGAAUGCCAAAGGAGGACGCUAGAGUGUAUUCCCGGCUUUCAGAGAAAAGAAGUGUUUCUGGCACAAACCACCACAGCUGCCCACUGACCAGCAGAUCUAAGAGAAUGCGUCUACCAAGUACUACAGACAGGAGGAUGGCACUGUGGCUUCCAGGAGGGCAGCUCACCCUGUUGCUACUGCUCUGGGUCCAGCAGACACCCGCGGGGAGCACUGAGGCUGCUCUUCAAGUUGACUUGGACUUGGCCCCAAACUCCUUUGAUGAUCAAUACCAAGGCUGUAGCAAAGAGGUGGUGGAGGAGCUAAACCAAGGAGACUACUUCAUGAAGGAGAUAGAUACCCAUAAGUCUUACUCCAGAGCGUGGCAAAAAGCCCACCUAACCUGGCUGAACCAGGCCAAGCCCCUCCCCGAGAACAUGGCCCCUGUGCACGCUGUGGCCAUCUUGGUUUUCACCUUGAAUCUCAAUGUGAGCUCUGACUUUGCCAAGGCCAUGACCAGGGCUGCGGGGUCUCCUGGGCAAUACAGUCAGUCAUUCCACUUCAAGUAUCUGCACUACUACCUCACCUCAGCCAUCCAGCUGCUGAGGACAGAGCGCUCUACAAAGAACGGCAGUCCGUGUUACAAGGUAUACCACAGGAUGAAGGAUGUGAACAUUGAUGCGGGGGUAGGUUCCACCAUUCGAUUCGGCCAGUUCCUCUCCACCUCCCUGCUAAAGGGAGACACGCAGGUGUCUGGAAACCAAACCCUGUUUACUAUUUUCACUUGUCUGGGUGCCUCUGUGCAAAACUUCUCUCUCAGGAAGGAAGUCUUGAUCCCCCCCUAUGAGUUAUUUGAAGUCCUAAGUAAGAACUGCAGCGCCAGAGGAGAGUUGAUAAACUUGCGAUCUGCUGGGAACAUGAGCACAUAUAACUGCCAGCUGCUAAAAGCUUCCAGCAAGAAGUACACCCCUGCUCCAAUGGUCAUCGUUUGCCUCUUGUUGGUCACUGUUGUUAUCUCAUCCAAAAGCAGAGAGCAAAGACAUCUACUGGCUCCUUUUUAAAGGAAAUAAACUUUUUGCUCCUAUUUUUGUUACCAGAAUCUGAAGCCCACACUUCUCACGAUACCACAGAAGAUAUGAGAGACAGAAAAGUUUGUGGGGGGGAAAAAAAACCUAAGUUCAAAUCCAGCCCUAAAUAAGGCAGAAAACUGUCUGAAAUCCCUACCUAAAGGGAUUUAGGCUACUUUUUCCUGUUGCUGUCACCAAAACCAACCAUAGAAGCCCAAACAAAGUUCAGGAUGAAAACUUCACUUGACUUAUAAACGAACGGAACAUCAUAGCCAGGGUUGUUUGGUACCAGAAGCACCGAGACCUCCUGAAGCAGAUACCAGGCAGGAUAUCAACUCUCAAGGCCCGCCCCUCGUGACUCACUUCCUCCAGCAAGGCUCCGCCUCCUGAAGAUUCCACAGCCAUGAGAAAUAAUGCCACCAGGAGGAAACAAAGGACUCAACACAUGAGACAUGUUUAACAUUCAAACCACAGCCAGGUCUUAGCGUUCCGUGCGCUCUUCCAGGAGAGGACAUGGGGGUCCAGGCAGACAAGGACAGAAUAGCCGUGGCCCUGAGAACGCUGCUCUGGCCUCCACAGGCAGACAAGGGCAGAAUAGCUCUGCCCUGAGAAGGCUGCUCUGGCCUCCACAGGAACCUCACAAAGGAGAGGACCACUCUCCUGCAGCCAGUCAACCAGAACUGAGAAAGGCUCUUAUCCCACUACUACUGAAAGCCACACAUGGCAUCUUCCUUGCCAGGGCCAUUUGCCCUUUCCGGUCUCUGGGCCUUUGUCUUACCCAGUCAAGACACCCAAGGACACCACUUGCCCAUUACUUGGCCAGAGAUCCAUGACAAAAUGACAAUCCAAUGACAGCCUAUGAGACGGAAUUAGGGUAGGUUUUCAAAAUUAGUUUUAGGAGCGCAGAAGUCAGAAUGCCUGCUUUGAGUAAUUCCAAAAGCAGAGCAUGCACUCUGAGUUGCUUGUAGCUAUGUCCAAGAGACAAGAAUCUGUCUCCCUGAGAAACUAACUCAGUGGAGGCAGUGCUAAGAAACAAAAAGAAGAUGGGCGAGAGUGCUCGAUGAACCUCCAGCGCCAAAUUGUGCCUGAGCCAUAUACAGUCAGCUCCAUCAUUUCAUGAAUCAAUUAAAUGAUGUCUGUGCCAAUGCAGGGUAGCUAUGUUUUCUAUCUCAAGCAAUUGGAGCGGUUCAGGUGAGUACGGACUUGCACUGUUUGUUUUUAAAAUUGGUGAUCCUAAGUAGUAACAAAUCAAAGAGCCAGUAGAGAGGCAAACGGUCUUUCUCCAGAGAUUUUUUUUAGCUUUCAAGAUCAGAUCAGUGUGCUCACAAAGUAGAAGGCACGUGGAAACCAGAGAGAGAGAGAGAGAGAGAGAUGGGAUGCGUUUGUGUGAGAAGUCUUAGGCAGUGGAGAGAGACAGAAAAGGAAACUGGAGGCUGAUCUCAACAGACCUGAUUGUUUACUUCAGAACAGGGUGGGACAGACACUCCCGAGGGAAAGGGAUGGUGGUGUCCAGGCAAGUCUCUUCAUGGGGGUGGGGUGGGGUGGAGUGGGGUGGGGGUAUUGCCUGCACCCACAAGGGGAUAAAGCAGUUCCAAAAUCUCUCCUUCCAUGGGCUUAGGAUGCAGCCACGGGGCAGCAUUGAGGUGCCAGGAGCAGGACAAAUGAUUGCCCGUUAUGCAGCCACAGGAGCCAGCACCUCUGGCUCUCCAUUCUCUCUGUCCUCCCUCUCUGUGAUCGGCUGACACAGCAAGGUCAUUUGUAGGCACCCUGUCUCAUGACAUUCUACCAGUUAGUAAAAACGUCAUCCAUGCCUGUAAGAAGCUCCUACAUGCAUAUCCCCAAAACAUUAUUAAAAAUUGGGAUGUAGGCAUGUUAACCUUACCGACUAGAUGGAAAGCUUUCUUUUCAAAUCUGUAUAGAAAACUAUCUGCUGUCAGGAGAGGAUGUGUGUGAAAGUCGAGGUGAGAAGAUAUUUGAGCUUCAUUAUGCACUAGGAGAUACAGAGUAUAAACGACCAAAAUUCAGAACUGGAAACAUUUUCCACCCUUCCCCUCAGGAAGUACACAGUGUAAAUGUAGACCUGACCUCCAAGGCCGGGCUACUGAGGUACAUGGAGGGAGGCGUCUGGGGGCAACUUUGAGCUUUUGAGCUGACUACAUGUGACAUUCUCAGCCCCUUAAAGAAGAUUAAGAUAAAAAGUAGCAGAAAUGGAAAUCAACUCUUGUGCCCCAGAGAGGAGUAUGGCAGGGGCUGGGCUACAAUUCAAGCAACAGAAUGGAUAGCUAGUGAUGUUAACCACCUGUUGGAUGUUCAGUCUUCAACACACUGUUUACAAGUGGGAAAUCCCAGACUACCAGGACUGUCUUAGGUAGGGUCUCUAUUGCUGCAGCAAAGCACAGUGACCAAAGAAACUUGGAGAGGAAAGGGUUUAUUUGGCUUAUUUUGACUUAUUUAUAAGUCACUGAGCUGUGAUUUUGUUGCCAGAAUGUGACUGGUUGAAUCUCAUUAAAAAUAUCAAACUAAUUGUAUGAAGUUGGAAGCGUACCAAUCUUACUUUGUAAAUUCUGAUUUCUUUUCACCAUUCAUAUGUAAUGCUGAACCACUUGUAGAUUUGAUUUCGUUGUUGUUGUCUACUGCAUUUAGGGAGCAUUCUAAUAUGCUAGUUGAAUACUUGAACCAUAUGUCCAGUUAGAUCACUGUUUAGAAUUUGCCAUAGAGUACACUGCCUGCCUUAAGUGAGGAAAUCAAAGUGCUGUUACCAAGUUCAAGAUCAAAAAAGGUUUAUAGAACAGAGUAAUCCUGGUUCCCCAUUGAACCGGAAGAUACUUUAUAUUGUCCUAUUAGUGUUAUAAUGAACAUAGAAUACAUCUUUGAUGUGUUGUUCCUGGCAAUAAAUUUUGAAAAGUAA
Molecule: messenger RNA, 4341 nt
Organism: Mastomys coucha (southern multimammate mouse)
Lineage: Eukaryota; Metazoa; Chordata; Mammalia; Rodentia; Muridae
Gene: Art4
Product: ADP-ribosyltransferase 4 (Dombrock blood group)
Exons: 3
Coding region: 393-1427 (344 amino acids)
Molecular function (GO): NAD+-protein-arginine ADP-ribosyltransferase activity; NAD+ poly-ADP-ribosyltransferase activity
Source: RefSeq, a predicted model, not a curated record